AUGUCCAGGAACUCAUACCCCAAGAACGGGAUCUCAGAAGCACUGCACACACCUAUCUUCCAGGUCUCCAGGGGGACAACCUCCAGAAGAAGUAGGUUGAAGAGAUCAGACGGAAGCACAACUUCCACCAGCUUCAUCCUGAGACAGGGAUCAGCAGAUUCUUACACAAGCAGACCAUCUGAUUCUGAUGUAUCUCUGGAAGAGGACAGAGAAGCAAUCCGUCAAGAGAGGGAACAGCAAGCCGCAGUACAACUUGAGAGAGCAAAGACUAAGCCGGUGGCAUUCGCUGUAAAGACAAAUGUGAGUUACUGCGGAGCACUUGAUGAAGAUGUUCCAGUACCAAGCACUGCCAUUUCUUUCGAUGCCAAGGACUUUUUACACAUUAAAGAGAAAUAUAACAAUGACUGGUGGAUAGGGAGGCUGGUAAAAGAAGGUUGUGAUAUUGGUUUUAUACCCAGCCCUCUGAGAUUAGAGAAUAUCCGAAUUCAGCAGGAGCAGAAGAGAGGACGAUUUCACGGAGGUAAAUCAAGUGGGAACUCUUCUACUAGUCUUGGAGAAAUGGUAUCUGGGACUUUUCGAGCAACCCCUCCAUCUGCUGCUAAACAGAAGCAAAAAGUGACUGAACAUGUCCCUCCUUAUGAUGUUGUACCAUCCAUGCGGCCUGUUGUCUUAGUUGGACCUUCACUAAAAGGCUAUGAGGUGACAGACAUGAUGCAGAAAGCACUUUUUGACUUCCUGAAGCACAGGUUUGAUGGGAGGAUAUCAAUCACUAGAGUUACAGCAGAUAUUUCUCUCGCCAAGAGAUCAGUGUUGAAUAAUCCAAGCAAGAGGGCAAUAAUUGAACGUUCAAACACCAGGUCCAGUUUAGCUGAAGUACAAAGUGAAAUAGAAAGAAUCUUUGAGUUGGCGCGGUCUUUACAGCUUGUUAUUUUAGAUGCAGAUACCAUUAAUCAUCCAGCACAACUAAUCAAGACGUCAUUAGCACCAAUAAUUGUACAUGUCAAAGUGUCAUCUCCAAAGGUUUUACAACGGCUUAUUAAAUCCAGAGGAAAAUCCCAAAGCAAACACCUAAAUGUUCAAUUAGUAGCUGCUGAUAAGCUUGCUCAGUGCCCACCAGAAAUGUUUGAUAUAAUUCUGGAUGAAAAUCAGUUAGAAGACGCAUGUGAACACUUGGCAGAAUACCUGGAAGCUUAUUGGCGGGCAACUCAUACCACAAGCAGCACCCCAAUGACUCCCCUUCUAGGACGAAACCUGGGAUCCACUGCACUUACAUCAUAUCCAACAGCAAUCACAGGAUUACAGAGCCAACGUAUGAGACAUAAUAAUCAUUCUACUGAAAACUCACCAAUCGAAAGAAGAAGUUUAAUGACCUCUGAUGAGAAUUAUCACAAUGAAAGAGCUCGGAAGAGUAAGAACCGAUUGUCUUCCAGUUCCCAACACAGUCGUGAUCAUUAUCCACUUGUGGAAGAAGAAUUCUCUGACUCGUAUCAGGACACUUAUAAGCCUCACAGGAAUCGUGGAUCACCUGGAGGAUACAGCCAUGAUUCCAGGCACAGGCUUUGA
This is a messenger RNA of Bombina bombina (fire-bellied toad), 1563 nucleotides long. It is a transcript of the gene CACNB4, whose product is annotated as calcium voltage-gated channel auxiliary subunit beta 4. Gene Ontology annotation, molecular function: protein binding; high voltage-gated calcium channel activity. Lineage: Eukaryota; Metazoa; Chordata; Amphibia; Anura; Bombinatoridae. Bases 1 to 1563 code for a protein of 520 amino acids. Gene Ontology annotation, cellular component: voltage-gated calcium channel complex. The record is from RefSeq and is a predicted model, not a curated record. The transcript is spliced from 14 exons. Gene Ontology annotation, biological process: chemical synaptic transmission; calcium ion transmembrane transport; regulation of voltage-gated calcium channel activity.